AUGGAUACAAACGGCGCGGGGCAUAUUGUGAGUGCGCUGGAGAUUAUCUACUCGCCGAAAUCUAGCAACCAGCAGCGACUGGAAGCUCAGAAGUUCCUCGACCAGGUGAAGGAGCACGGCGAAUCGCCGUUCUGGGGGUACGAGAUCGCGUUGAACAACGGGCAGAAUUCGAUUCUGAAACACUUUGGUCUGGGGCUGCUGGUGCACGCUCUGCAGAGGCAUUGGAAGGAUUACGACCCGGAAAAGCGCGUGGCGCUGCGGAAGUGGGUACAGGAGCUGAAUUACCAUGUCACUCCGGAGGAUCCCCGCUACAUCAAGGAAAAGCUGGCAUACCUGUGGGUGGAGGUUGCGAAGAGGGUGUGGGGGGAGGCGUUGAAGGGGGACGAGGUGUCGGAACACGCGCUCAUGGAGUCCUGGGUCGAUAUGGACAGAAACCUAGCGGAGCUGUGGCAUAUGAGCGAGGCAUCGCGCGAGUUGACGCUGAUUAUAUUUCGGACCCUUUUUGAAGACACGUUUCUGCUUGAGGACCUGACCGUUUUGAAGCGUAUUUCGGUUGUACAGCCUCUUUGUAUUAUGAUUCUAUGUCCACUAGAUCUAUUUAGUGAACACUACAAACAUACCGAUAAGUGGCAACUGUUCAAAAGCCACCCUGAGGGCUGGUUUGGCAUCUGGGUCAGUGACCUCUUGCGGUCUCUGGAAACCAGCAAUACCCAAUAUACAUUGAGGCUGUUAGAAACUUUAAAGACCUGUCUGAACUGGCCGAUCAGUGAUGUUGUUGUGCGAUACGAUAUUUUGGGUGCGCUUUUGAAGUGUCUUCUCUCCGACAUCCCACGAGCACAGGCUAUCUCUCUAGACUCCAUCCACAUACUUUUAACCCGUCCGUACAACUCGCACACACAUUUUGAUCACAUCAUCAGCAAGGUGUUCAAUAGUAUGAGCUUGUUGGACAAAGUAUAUGAAAACCUACAGUUUAACCCGCAGCACGGUGUUGACGAAAGCAAGUAUCCAAUUGUUAAAAAGUUUGCUGAUAUGAUAACUUGCCUGCAUAAAAGUAUACUAAGGUUCAGUGCCGAUGAUAAGAAUGUCGAACUAUACCUGCGACUAGUAUUAAAGACGACCUAUAACCCAAGUUUGAUCGUGAGUGGAAUAUCUCUCGAUUUAUGGUGUACUUGUAUCCGAAAUGAUGAAUUCUUGCCUAUCCUGGAAAAAUACGUCCUUUCUGAUCUGCUCGAGUUUUCUGCCAACGCUUUAGUUCACUAUGAGCAGAUAGAUGGACAUAUAUCAAAACACUAUGCGGACGUGGACUUCCAAUCUAUUUCCGAUUACAAUGCAUUCUGUUCUACAUAUCGGAAAAGAAUUAGGGAUGUUAUCCGCUUGAUUUCUUGUAUCCAAGUUGAUUAUGUUUACGAUUGGUUGUGUGCGCGGCUAAACAAUUACUUUGGUUCUGCAUACGGCCAAGAAAUCUUGAGCUCUACGUUUCUAAACCAUAAGGCUGAACCCUACUGGAGCUCGUUAUCACAGCUGAUGAUUGUAGAGUGCUUCAUAAACGGCUGCAUUCGUUGGAAAAUUUGGUACACAAAUGAGGAGGAUUACAAUAAGAAAUUGGAAAUGAUACUGGUAAAGGUUGAGACUCUUUCUAAUCAAUUGAUAUCCUUGAACAUACGGGAUCCCUUACUCCUGAAGAAACAGAUCCAAAAUUUUGCCUUAUUUUUAACAAUACUCAAAGAUAACGUUUUAUUCACACUUCUCGAGAAAAUUAUCACGAGCGCAACUAUGGACUACCCUGAUAUCAACAUCGAAGAUAAGACAGAAAAGUCCGACGCCGUCAGGGAACUGAGGUAUGCAUGUGGGAUAGAACUCAAUAGAAUGGCGCUACUAAUGCCGGACAGUCUAAAGGAUAUCUACUCUGACUUAGAGAAUGUUGUUGCUGGUAUUAUGCCGAAGUUGACGUCUCAUGAAACUAUCUCGUUCAAGUCAUUCCUUUUGAGUAUAGCGCUAACUUCAUCGAUGGAUGACAAAGAUUCUAGAUUUUCAGCAAUCGUGGACCCUGAGCUGGCUGCUUGGUCGGACAAGAGCACCGUUGUUGGCUUAACAGAUCUACCUUGGUUUUUGGAAAGACUUGGGAUUGUUAAGAUUACUGAGUAUUUCCAGAAGAGAGGUAUCGAUGAGAACAGUAAUCUUUUGGCCGUCCAGAUCGAUGAAGAAGGUAAGCAAUUAAAGGUCGACCUUGCGAAACAUUGGCAAACGUUAUUCCCUGUUCGCGCAACCAGAAUGUUCAUACACUAUUCGAUGCAAACAGUGAAGGCAAAUGAAGACUUUUUGAAGCUACAAGAAUUGUGGAAACCUAGGAUCGUUCCUAUCAUGCCAUAUAUUCUGCGAUUGUUGUAUCAAUUACAAUCUUAUCAUGACCCAGAAAAUUGGAAAGAGCUCCCAAUAGUUGUGCAGUCAUUUAUCAACUGUUCUACGAUCGAACGUUUUUGGGAAGCAGGUGCUACCAAUAAAUCAAAAGACGAAUUCAUCGAUGAGCAUAUGAAGGCUUUACAAACUGUUCGUGAUUUUGCGGAUUCGGUAGGGCACAUCGUCCGGUAUACUAGAGAGUAUGUUCUUUUGAUUUUGAGCGGUAUUUCCAGUCUGGGAAGUAUCUUCUAUGAGAUUGAGGACAUUCCAAACUUAUUGAUGGACUCAAUUGCCAUCUAUAAGCCAAAUUCUGAUGAUAUUAGCCCUGGUGUCUCUACUCAUGGUUGGAAGCACAUUAUAAAUGUAGCUAUCCGUCCAAUCCUAAAAGGAUGCCCGGAGCAAUGUGCGCCAGCUUUUAUGUCCCGUUUCUUGCCUAAAUUGUUUGACACUAUGGCGGUAAUCUUGUGUAAAAAAUGGUCUGCUUACAUGAACAAUACUAAUAUGAGCCCCUCUCCAGUCGAUGACGAUGAAAUGACAGAAGAAAUCCUUGAGGAAAACCUUUUACGCCAAUUGACCACUGUGGUUGUCCGUUUACUCAUCGAUUGUGUCGGACAAGUCGGAACUUCUUCCCAGGUUACCAAGUUAAAGUUGAGCCCCCAUCAAAUUAAAAUGCGGCGUGUUAUCUUCGGUGAUAUCAAUGUCAUGGCAUCGUACCUUAAGCUCCUAAACUGCCUAAUCUCUUUUAGAGAUAGCAAAUGUUCCUUCAACGCAAUAUUGAUUAUGAAGGGCAGUCUAACUGAGACAUUGAUUAAGCAUGAAGAUGUUGAUAACUUUUAUAUCACAGAGAUUCUUCCUAACUUCCUGAUGAACGUUUUGACCCAGAAUGCCUUCAAAGAUUCCUUCCACGAAGCAAUGUACGUCUUCACUGUGGCUUUUUUGACUUUGUGCAAGGAGCGUGAAAGUUGCCGCACGUAUUUCUACGAUCUAUCUCGUGGGUACGAUAUUAACUCGUUGUAUGAAAACCUAAGAAGAGUUGACAAUUACAAAGACCAGAAAGUCCUCAUGGUGGAUUUCAUCGAGUGGAUUAAAGCUGUCAAAGGUGACCCAGAAGAUGUGAACGAGGAUGAUAAUAAAAAGAGAGAGCGUAGAGAAGCAGUUUUGGCGAGAGCAAACGAACGGCUUAUUAAGAAGAAUAAAGACCAAGGUGAUAUGUUAGAUGAUCCGAACACUGAAGAUGGCGCCUUCGGCCGCUUGUUUGAUGAUCACUGA
Molecule: messenger RNA, 3666 nt
Organism: Eremothecium gossypii ATCC 10895
Lineage: Eukaryota; Fungi; Ascomycota; Saccharomycetes; Saccharomycetales; Saccharomycetaceae
Gene: MSN5
Product: karyopherin MSN5
Exons: 1
Coding region: 1-3666 (1221 amino acids)
Biological process (GO): protein export from nucleus; RNA export from nucleus
Cellular component (GO): RNA nuclear export complex; nucleus; cytoplasm
Molecular function (GO): RNA binding; nuclear export signal receptor activity
Source: RefSeq, marked provisional